Molecule: messenger RNA, 4807 nt
Organism: Fundulus heteroclitus (mummichog)
Lineage: Eukaryota; Metazoa; Chordata; Actinopteri; Cyprinodontiformes; Fundulidae
Gene: cpt1b
Product: carnitine palmitoyltransferase 1B (muscle)
Exons: 19
Coding region: 2094-4457 (787 amino acids)
Biological process (GO): carnitine metabolic process; fatty acid metabolic process
Cellular component (GO): mitochondrion
Molecular function (GO): carnitine O-palmitoyltransferase activity
Source: RefSeq, a predicted model, not a curated record
UAUGCUCCUGCUCUUUAUAUGUCUUUUAUUUUGACAUCUGGGAAAUGAACUUUCACUUUUAUCCUUGCCUUUUCCAAACAGAUGACCGUGUAAAUGACAGAGUGCUAACAAGUUUGGGUGUGAUGCUUGCUUUCUAUGUAAAAAUCCUAAAGAAUUUCAAUGACAAAGUAAUAUAAAAAUGCAGCCUGUAUAAUACCUAUGACUUGUGUAACUUGUCUUAAUGAAAUUAACUUAAAAUUUGCAUUUAAUCCAGAGGUUUUUCCCAUCUGUUAUUGGUGGUACUCUGUUUAUAUUUCCUUUCCUGUCUGAGUCCUGCUGCACAUGCUCUGCUAAUGAACAACUAUAUCUGGCCAUUGAACUUUAUCCCACUUGGUGACUGUUCAGUCAUGUGACAUGGAAAAAGCCAUACCAGACCUGCUACUCAAAACAUAACAUGAAGGGAUGUUGGAAGGCCAAAUAUGUCUGUUUAACAUUUCAGAAGGACCUCACAAUUAGAAAUCCACGACUUAGAUGUUUUACCUUUACCCUGUGCUUAUUUAUUUUUAUCAAAACGGAAAUCUAAACUGCCCCCUAUCCCACUACUCCCACCUGGCUCCUUAAAAAAGCACUUGGGAAGUACCAAGCUAGUUUGUGUCUGUUAUCUAUCCCAAUGAAACAAAAUCCUGAGAUAAAAUUAAGAGAAAAAGUAUUAUUUUGUUUACUAAUAAGCAAUUAAACGUUCAAAUUAAGCAGUCAAACCACCAUUUUUUUUUUGCUUAGAUAGAAAAUAUGAAAUGUCAAGACGCAGAAGCUUAAAAACAAGUGCUGAAAAUAUCCUUUAUAUUCACUACCUUUACAAUUAUUAGCAGCACAGGGUAAAAAAAAUUCUAAAAAAAGAAACAGUAGCAAUCUCUCACACUGAAAAAACAAAAAAAAUAAAUAACAUUUAUGCUGAGUACCUUUAUGACGUGAGGCAAAACAAAUCAAUUAAUAAAUCGUUUUUAACAAGCUCGACCAACACAACCAUUCUGGUAACACUAAUACCUAUUCCCAAUAAAGAAAUUAACGUUUUUUUUAAGGCUCAUUUCUAGUUUUUUAAGUUAAUAAGUGUUUCUAAAUUUUCUUCAGUAAUCCAUGAAUUCCUGUUUCCCCCGGAUAUAAAUAUCCCAUGACAGAGAGGCCUAUUGCCUUGGCCGCUGUUCAAAAUGGGAACUUGCCAUUUAAGGAACCCAGAAAACUUACCUCCAUCUACAGUCAGAGCAAUGAUUAAGAAAUUUAAAACCACUGGGACUGUUGUAGAGAGGAAAAUAAAAGUGUAAAUGUCCCCAAAGCUCCCUGGUUGCAUCAUUGCAGCAAGGAACGGAAUUUAGGGCUUACCAAGUCUCCAUGACAACCAUUUAUUUUCAAAUUUGAGUCUUUGCUGAAGCAGCUUCUAGGGCAAAUUGAAAGGUCACAUUAUGCAUUGUUUCAGCAUAGAAACGUAACAUAGCGUCAAUUAAAGUUCUUGAUCAUCUUUGAUGUAGGUUUGUCUUAUUUUGUAGAAUUUCGUAACAGAAUUAUAACAAUUUUUUCUGUAUGGUUUACUGAAAAGCUGACAUAUUGGCUUGCAGGGGCAAUAAGGUAAGGUCCCUCUCUCCAGCAACAAGACUGAGCUUAUUCUGGGGGAUCCCAUGGCGUUCCCAGGCCAAACGAGAUAUAAAGUCCAUCCAGUGAGUUCUAGCUCUUCCCCAGGGUCUCCUCCCACUGGCUCCGCCAAAUGGAGGUGCACAGGAGGCAUCCUGAUCAAAAGCCUGAACCAGCUCAACUGACUCCUUUCGAUGCAGAUAAACAGCGGCUCUACUGUGAUGAUCCACAUCUCGUGACUAUAGGUGAGGGUUGGAACGUGGGCAGACCCCAAAUCGAGAGUUUUGCAAGACAGGUCAUGCAUUACUGCGGACAAAGCCCCAAUCAACCUAUCUGUCCAUCUCCUGACCAAGACACCCAGAAACUUAAACUCAUCCAGCGGGACAUGAGAAGAGUUCUACUGUAGCUGUCAAUUGUAGAUGACCUGGACAUGUCCUUUGUCAGAUGUUCCCUGAUCCCAACGUUCCUCUGUGCAGGUGUGAUUUAGGAAAAUGGCUGAAGCCCAUCAGGCAGUGGGCUUCCAGUUCACUGUGCGCCCAGAUGGUGUGGACCUGAAGCUGAGUCAGGAGGUCAUCAAAAACAUCUACCUGUCAGGAGUGACUGCCUGGAAAAAGAAAGCAAUUCAGUUCAAGAAUGGCGUACUCACUGGGGUUUACCCUGCCAGUCCAUCCAGUUGGCUGAUAGUUGUGAUUGCCAUGAUGAGUUCCUUGUACACUCACAUCGACCCCUCUCUAGGAAUGAUAGACGCCAUCAAGGAAAACCUUCCUUACAAACGCUGCAUUUCGCUGCAGACCAGAGCAGUGCUGAGCGCAAUCCUGUUUGCCACAGGACUCUGGCUCUUCUUCAUCUACCUCUUGAGGUACACUCUGAAAGCUCUGCUUUCCUACCACGGAUGGAUUUUUGAAUCCCAUGGAAAAAUGAGUGCAUCUACCAAACUAUGGCUGAGCCUGGUUAAGAUGCUUUCUGGACGACGGCCCCUGCUUUACAGCUUCCAGACUGCCUUGCCCCGACUCCCUGUCCCCCGAGUGGAUGAUACCAUUCAAAGGUAUCUUGAGUCAGUGCGCCCUCUGCUGGACAGUGAGCAGUACAACCAAAUGGAGAUGUUGGCCAGUGACUUUAAAGAAACUGAAGCAGCGCAGCUCCAGAGAUACCUCAUCCUAAAAUCUUGGUGGGCAACAAAUUAUGUAAGUGACUGGUGGGAGGAAUACAUCUACCUGAGGAGCAGAAGUCCUAUAAUGGUCAACAGCAACUUUUAUAUCAUGGACUUUUUAUACGUGACCCCAACACACCGGCAGGCCGCUCGGGCAGGAAACGUGGUUCAUGCCAUGCUGCAGUACAGGCGCAAGCUGGAGCGUGCUGAACAUGCACCGCUGAGAGCUCUAGGGACCGUUCCAAUGUGUUCCACUCAGAUGGAGAGAAUGUUCAACACCACUCGCAUCCCUGGUAUAGAAACAGAUAUUGUGCAGCACCUGACGGACCGAAAGCAUCUCAUCGUCUACCACAAGGGCCGCUUCUUCAAAGUGUGGCUGUACACCGGGGGGCGCCACCUCUUGCCCAGUGAGCUGGAGAACCAGUUUCAAAGGAUUCUCAACGAUACAUCAGAACCGCAGCCAGGAGAGCAGAGACUAGCAGCGCUCACUGCAGGAGACAGAGUUCCUUGGGCACGCGCUCGGAUUAAGUACUUUAGCCAUGGACUGAACAAAGUGUCCCUGGAUGCCAUUGAGUCUGCUGCAUUCUUCCUGACGCUUGACGAAGAGCCACAGGGUUAUGACCCGGCAAAGCCUGACUCGCUUGAUGUUUACGCCAAGUCCCUGCUGCAUGGCAAAUGCUACGACAGGUGGUUUGACAAGUCUUUCACCCUAAUCUCAUAUCCAAACGGGAAGAUGGGUAUCAAUAUUGAGCACUCUUGGGCUGAUGCACCCAUCGUUGGACACAUGUGGGAGUAUGUUCUUGCAACAGACUGCUUUCAUCUUGGCUACACAGAGGAGGGACAUUGUAAAGGGGACGUGAAUAGGGGCCUUCCUAGCCCCACUCGACUACAGUGGCAGAUUUCAGCAGAGUGCCAAGACGUCAUUGAAAUGUCAUACCUGUCAGCCAGGCGGCUGGCUGAUGACGUGGACUUCCACGGCUAUCUGUUCUCCGAGUUCGGCAAAGGCCUGAUCAAGAAGUGCAGGACGAGCCCCGACGCCUUCAUUCAGCUGGCUCUGCAACUAGCACAGUUCAGGGACCAGGGAGUGUUCUGCCUGACGUACGAGUCGUCCAUGACCCGCAUGUUCAGGGACGGGCGGACGGAGACGGUGCGCUCCUGCACCUCGGAGGCUGUCGCUUUUGUCCGGGCCAUGGAGGAUCCGGGCGCAACUAAAGCCCAAAGACUCGCACUGUUUCUGAGGGCAGCCGAAAAGCAUCAGAACAUGUAUCGCCUAGCCAUGACUGGAUCUGGCAUCGAUCGGCACCUCUUCUGCCUUUACAUAGUGUCCAAAUACCUCGGUGUUGAAUCACCAUUUCUUAAGAAGGUGCUUUCAGAGCCGUGGAAGCUGUCGACCAGCCAGACUCCUCAGCAGCAGCUUAAUUUAGUUGAUAUCAACAAGUUUCCUAAAUACGUGGGAGCCGGAGGUGGAUUUGGCCCAGUGGCCGAUGAUGGCUACGGUGUGUCUUACAUCAUUGUUGGGGAAAAUCUCAUCACAUUCCACAUCUCCAGCAAGUUCUCCAGUCCUGACACGGACUCCGGUCGGUUCGGCCAGCACAUUCGGAAAGCCAUGAUUGACAUCCAGGCCCUGUUCAAGCCGGAAAAUGAAAAGAGGGCGGUGGAGAAUGGAAAGUAUGCACAUUUGGAAAAUGCGAAAAAGCACAUGUAGGACUGUGUUGGGGAGGAGUCUUCUUGGUGCGCUUCCAUCCAAACCAAGUUCAGCUGACAGAAUGGGAAUUUUAUGUCUGCUUUUCUGGCGAGCCGCACCACAGGAUGUGGGCAUUCCACUCAGACAAAGAGAACGGUUAUCACUCCUCUAAUUUAUUUCUGUUUCUAUCAGACAUGCUUGAGUUGCUGUAAAAACAAAUACUGAGUAGUGUGUUAAUGCUGCUUAUGAAACCUUCUUUUCUGGAUAAACCUGCACUGUGUAAAAUACUUUGUGAAAUGAAACUUUUGGAGAAUUUGCUGUUAAUAUUAACAAUAAUAGUAUUUUAUGUUUAAUAAAAAAAAAUACCCCAG